This is a messenger RNA of Chiloscyllium plagiosum (whitespotted bambooshark), 4498 nucleotides long. RefSeq names its product unconventional myosin-Id. Gene Ontology annotation, cellular component: plasma membrane; myosin complex; microvillus. NCBI's taxonomy places the organism in Eukaryota, Metazoa, Chordata, Chondrichthyes, Orectolobiformes, Hemiscylliidae. Gene Ontology annotation, biological process: actin filament-based movement; endocytosis; actin filament organization. The record is from RefSeq and is a predicted model, not a curated record. Gene Ontology annotation, molecular function: ATP binding; microfilament motor activity; actin filament binding.
CGCCCACUCGGCGAAGGGGGCACGCGCUCCUGCCCGGACGGCCAGCCGGCAGGCGCGUUCCCGCCCUUCCAAAGCCAGGGUGACGCGCCGUGCCACGGGAGCGCGCCCGCCUUCCGCGCUGACAUUUCUCGCCCAGGUGAGGUGCGGCUGCGGAGGGUUGGUUGCAGUUUGGUCGGAGUAAAGGAAGGCGAUAGUGAGUGAGGGAGGGAAAGAGAGAAAGAAAGAGAGAGAGAAAUAAUCCAGACGGGAAGCUUCACCAACAUCACUGCAUUGGAAGGAAGACAAAUAUACUGCUAAAUCCAAAGGAAACCUGUGUGCGGGGUUAAAGUGUGAGAGAGAGAGAGAGAGAAAGAAAGAAAGAAAGAAAGAGUCGGAGUUCUGGUCAAAGAAAGAAAGUCUCUUCUAUCUUCUGUUCCUCUCUCUCUCUCUGCCGGUCCGGAGAGACACAGGGGGAAACCAUGGCGGAGCAGGAAAGCCUGGAGUUCGGGAAGGCAGACUUUGUUCUCCUGGACACCGUCAGCAUGAGAGAGUUCAUGGCCAACCUGAAACUGAGGUUUGAGAAGGGUAAAAUUUACACUUACAUUGGUGAAGUGGUGGUUUCUGUUAACCCUUACCGUCCUAUGAAUAUCUAUGGAAAGGAUACCAUUGAACAAUACAAGGGGCGUGAACUAUAUGAGAGACCACCUCAUCUAUUUGCUAUUGCAGAUGCAACAUACAAAGCCAUGAAGCGGAGGUCAAAGGACACGUGCAUUGUCAUAUCAGGGGAGAGUGGUGCUGGUAAAACAGAGGCUAGCAAAUACAUCAUGCAGUUCAUUGCAGCUAUUACAAAUCCCAGCCAACGUCAGGAGGUGGAAAGGGUCAAGAAUAUGUUGUUAAAGUCCAAUUGUGUGUUGGAAGCCUUUGGAAAUGCGAAAACCAACCGAAAUGACAAUUCCAGUCGAUUUGGAAAGUACAUGGAUAUUAACUUUGACUUUAAAGGUGAUCCUAUAGGGGGCCAUAUCAAUAACUACCUCUUGGAAAAAUCUCGGGUUAUAGUGCAGCAGCAAGGAGAACGAAACUUCCACUCCUUUUAUCAGUUACUGUUGGGUGGUCCUGAGAAAUUGCUACGAACCUUGCACAUUCAGAAAGAUCCAACUGCCUACAACUUCAUCAAGGCCGGUGGAGUACUGAAGUCUGCUAUAAACGAUGCUGCAGAAUUUAAAGCAGUUGCAGAUGCAAUGAAAGUGAUUGGUUUCACUCCUGAAGAGAUUCAGACGGUCUACAAAAUUCUGGCCACUAUUCUGCACCUGGGAAAUCUGAAAUUUGCAAUGGAUGGUGACUCGGUUUUCAUUGAAAAUAGUAAGUUGGUAUCCGUGAUUGCAGAGCUGCUUUCAACAAAAAGUGAUGUUGUGGAGAAGGCCUUAAUGUAUCGGACUGUAGCUACAGGCCGGGACGUGAUUGACAAACAGCACACAGACCAGGAGGCAAGCUAUGGACGGGAUGCAUUUGCCAAGGCAAUAUAUGAUCGGCUUUUCUGCUGGAUUGUCAACCGAAUUAAUGACAUCAUUGAAGUUAAGAAUUAUGAUGCCAAAAUCCAUGGGAAGAACACUGUUAUCGGUGUCCUGGAUAUCUAUGGCUUUGAGAUCUUUGACAACAACAGUUUGGAACAGUUUUGUAUUAACUACUGCAAUGAGAAACUGCAGCAGCUCUUUAUCCAGCUUGUCCUGAAGCAGGAACAGGAAGAGUACCAGCGUGAAGGUAUUCCCUGGAGACAUAUCGAUUACUUUAACAAUCAGAUCAUUGUGGAUUUAGUGGAGCAGCAACACAAGGGUAUCAUUUCAAUUCUGGAUGACGCCUGUGUAAACGUUGGGAAGGUCACUGAUAAGAUGUUUUUGGAUGCUUUGAACACCAAACUACAAAAACAUGCACAUUACUCCAGCCGGAAGCUUUGUGCAACUGAUAAAACCCUGGACUUUGAUCGAGAUUUUCGCAUUAAGCACUACGCUGGGCAUGUUGUAUAUUCCGUGAUUGGCUUCAUUGACAAAAACAAGGAUACUCUAUUCCAGGACUUCAAGCGACUAAUGUAUAACAGCUCAAAUCCUGUGCUAAAGAAUAUGUGGCCAGAGGGGAAGCUCAGCAUCACAGAAGUGACUAAACGGCCUUUGACUGCUGCCACUUUGUUCAAAUCCUCCAUGAUUGCGUUGGUAGAAAACUUGGCAUCAAAAGAGCCCUACUAUGUCCGUUGCAUCAAGCCCAAUGAGCAGAAAUCUCCACUGCUGUUUGACGAUCAGCGCUGUCAGCAUCAAGUUGAAUAUUUAGGUUUAAUGGAGAAUGUUCGUGUUCGAAGGGCAGGAUUUGCUUACCGACAGUCUUAUGAUCGGUUUCUACAGAGGUAUAAGAUGAUUUCAGAGUUCACUUGGCCAAACCAUGACAUGCGAUCUGAUCAAGAGGCUGUGAAGAAGCUGGUCGAGUGCUGCGGGUUUCAGCAUGAUGUGGCUUAUGGGAAGACUAAGCUCUUCAUUCGGACUCCAAGAACAUUGUUCACACUGGAGGAUCGGCGGACACAGAUGAUUGAAAGGAUCGUCCUCUUCCUGCAGAAGGUCUGGAGGGGUACCAUUGCUCGAAUUCGCUACAAACGCACAAGAGCUGCCUACAUUAUUAUAAAACACUACAGAAGGUACAAAGUGAAGUCCUAUAUCUUGGACGUGGGCAGACGCUUCCAGAACGUUGGAAGCAUGAAGAAUUAUGGGAAACAUGUAAAAUGGCCGAAUCCACCCAAGAUCCUGCGUAAAUUUGAGGACACAUUGCAGUCCAUUUAUCAAAGGUGGAGAGCACAUCAGCUGAUUAAGAGUAUACCACCUGCCGAUUUGCUGCAGGUCAGAGCAAAGGUUGCAGCUGUGGAGAAUCUGAAGGGUCAGCGGGGCGAUCUGGGCCUGCAGAGAAGCUGGGAGGGCAAUUACCUGGCAACUAAACAGGAUAACCCACAGAUGACACCUGCCUUUUCUGCAAGAGCCAGUGAGCUGAAGCGAAAAGACAAAUACAUGAACACGCUCUUUUCUAGCCAUGUACGGAAGAUAAAUCGAUUCAAUAAAUCUGAGGACCGUGCCAUUUUCAUCACUGACCGGCAUCUAUACAAGUUGGAUCCACUGAAGCAGUAUCAAGUGAUGAAGACUAUUCCUUUGUAUAAUGUUACUGGAGUGAGCGUGUCAACAGGAAAAGAUCAGCUUGUUGUGUUCCACACCAAGGAUAAUAAAGACCUCAUUGUGUGCCUUGAUAAAAUGCAGCCAGCCAAUGAGAACCGCAUCGGCGAGCUUGUGGGUGUUGUAGCCAAUCACUUCAGAAGUGAGAAGAGGCACUUCCAAGUGAAGGUGUGUGACCCCAUCCAAUGCUCCAUGCAUGGGAAGAAGUGUACCAUCACCGUGGAAACCAAGAUCAACCAGUCGCAGCCUGUCUUCACCAAGACACGCUCAGGAUAUGUCCUUUCGUGGCCUGGGAACUAGCAUAGCCUCAGUCUUUCAGAGUUUCAUCUCAUCCAAAGCCAGAACGUCAUUUAAACUCCAAUAAUUCACAGGCUAACACCAUUAAUGCUGGGGGCAAUUAAAGGAACAGGGCUGGUUCAUGUAAACUCUCAAAGUGCAAAAAUAAUGCCUUCCAGUAGUCUCAUCUCUUUUGUCUGACCUGCAUUAAGCUCCAUGCUGUGUUUAAUUUUCUUUGUGACAUUCUUUGACUUUCACCCAUUGAAAUUGGCUUCAUCUCUUUUUUUUCCCACUCUCUUCCCCUGGUUUUUGCAUUUCUUUCAUAAUGACAAUCAUGCCCAGCAGGCUUUAGACUGUAGUUUAUCAGGGUUAAGAACUUUUGCACUCUAUUUAUUGCUUUUAUUAAAGUGAACCUUAUUUUAAUAAUAGAGAGAUAUGGAGUUAGAUUCUCCAAUAUGAAAAUGAUAAAUGAGUUUACAGAUUUCAAGUAUGUAUCUCAUACUGAGAGUACCCGAAGUUGUGGUACUAAAUUUGUCUUCAAGUGCCUGUUUAUUACUCUACUAGAGUCAAAGUUCUGCUAACUUUAUUGUGUUUGGGAUAUUUUGUUAGAUUAAGACAAUUAUCUGAAAGUGGAUUCAAACAGUUCAUUCUCAAAUUCUCAUUCUGUGUGAUUGGCUAGAUACGGUCACCAUAAAAAAAAUCAGAUGAUGAUGCAGUUUCUAUAUAAAAAAAAAGCAAAGUCACCUUCUUUUGUCUAGUAUCUCCAAAGGAACAAAAAGUCUCAUUUGCCAAGUAUUUUCUACUAUUGAGUGUAGUUUGUAUGAGGUUAUAUAAUGUCAGUCGUGGAUCAAAUUUUAAACCAAUUUUGAUUUUUUUUCACACCUCCCACUGCCUCUAAAUGCACAUAUACUUCCAAACUUGGCUCAAACAGUACAGAAGUUGUGCUGGAGAUCUCACCCACACUUUGUGGUAACAUUUGAUCGCAGCUUGACAUUUGAUUGUACAGCAAAACACAUGGGUUUUUGAGAGUCUUUAGGAGGGUG